AUGUAUUCUGACCAACGCGGAGGACAGAAUAGAAACAUAAAGUUAUCAUUGUUCUGUCAGGAUGUGGUAUCUCAUCCGGACUUUACUAUUGAAGAAAUAGAUUAUAAAUUUUUGAAAGAUCUUCUUGAAUUGUUGCAGUUCAUACCGCCAGUUCAUCACACUUUUUAUAACAAUCUAGAUAGUUCAAACAGUGUCAGGGAUGUAGCGUAUUAUGAUGAGACAGAUGAAGAAUAA
This is a messenger RNA of Parnassius mnemosyne (clouded apollo), 234 nucleotides long. The record is from the annotation of a GenBank genome assembly. NCBI's taxonomy places the organism in Eukaryota, Metazoa, Arthropoda, Insecta, Lepidoptera, Papilionidae.